This is a messenger RNA of Megalobrama amblycephala (Wuchang bream), 1102 nucleotides long. It is a transcript of the gene sostdc1b, whose product is annotated as sclerostin domain containing 1b. The record is from RefSeq and is a predicted model, not a curated record. The coding region runs from base 49 to 657 and encodes 202 amino acids. NCBI's taxonomy places the organism in Eukaryota, Metazoa, Chordata, Actinopteri, Cypriniformes, Xenocyprididae. Gene Ontology annotation, biological process: negative regulation of BMP signaling pathway; negative regulation of Wnt signaling pathway. The transcript is spliced from 2 exons. Gene Ontology annotation, molecular function: BMP binding.
AUUAUCAUUCUCUGAAUUUUCAAAGAGACAGAACCGAACUCCUUUGCAAUGCCCCUGAACACAUGCGAAUACCAGCUGCUGUUUCUGCUCUGUUUUCUGAUGAAAAGCUGUCAUGCUUUCAAAAAUGAUGCCACUGAAGAGUUUUAUGGGCACACGGUCGCAUCAUCUCACGAGACUCCGAACAACGCCUCUUUAAAUCGAGCACGCAACGGAGGAAGACGAACGGAGAGCCGAGACCAAAACGAACAGCACCAGGUCGGUUGCAGGGAGCUGAGGUCCACUAAAUACAUAUCCGAUGGCCAGUGCACAAGCCUGAAUCCCGUAAAGGAGUUAGUGUGUGCCGGAGAAUGCCUACCCACCCACUUGCUGCCCAAUUGGAUCGGUGGAGGUCACUACUGGAGCAGACGGGAUGCCCAGGAGUGGCGCUGCGUCACUGACCGCACACGCACCCAGCGCAUUAAACUCCAGUGCCAGGACGGCAGCACGCGCACCUACAAGAUCACCGCUGUCACAUCCUGCACGUGCAAAAAAUACACGCGCCAACACAACGAGUCCUCUCAUGCACCUCAGAGUCCCUCAAAGGAUCAUCCACUGCAGAACCCCAAGAAGAAAAAAAGCAAAAAUAAAAAUUUAAGGGUUAAUUCUAAAAAUGAAUAGAGCUUCUAAUUGAUUGAGAAUGAGCCAUACUGAUGCAGAUUUGACCAACACAACCCUGCUCAUGGAAGGAAUGGGACUAUAGUAUGAACUACUAUGACACUGACUUGGACUGCAAUGAUGUACAGCUGUUUUUCUUGCUAUUUUCAGAUUCUUUGAUGACCAUGCAUAAAUGUAUGCAUAUGUGUGUGUAUAUGCACUUUUUGAGUGUAAUAUGGUUAAUGUUUUGUACAAAUAACCUGAUUACAUGAAGCAAUUAUGUACAAGACUACAUUUGACAGACAAAAGUUGAGGGGAAAAAAUGAUAACUAUAGCUAUGUAAAUAUUUGCAUUUCAUGUAUGUAGUAGUUUUUGAAUCUAUUUUUAUAUAAUAGUUGUUUUAUGAAUAUUUCAAGUUGACAUUUACACAGUUAAAUUCACAUUAAUACAAUAAAUUAAGUAGCUUACA